Molecule: messenger RNA, 2376 nt
Organism: Marchantia polymorpha subsp. ruderalis
Lineage: Eukaryota; Viridiplantae; Streptophyta; Marchantiopsida; Marchantiales; Marchantiaceae
Source: the annotation of a GenBank genome assembly
GGAAGGGAAGAAAGGAAUGCGUGGAUCAGCAGCAGCAGGACAGGAAACGAUGAAAGGAGCAAGGUUCGAGCAUCCAUCCAUCGACAGGUCCAUGCCACCGAUUGAUCGAUCGAAUGUUCGAGAGUGACUUCCCGUCGGCGGUUCGCGCGUUCUCAAUCUGCGAUUUGCUCCGCGCUUCUUCUUCUUCUUCUCUCUGUGUGUGUCUUUGUGUGCGUGUGUCUGUUUGAGUGUCCCUCUCUUCGGCGAAUCGACCGCGUGCCACGCGUGCAGGAGGAAGGGAGCGCAGAAGCGAUGCUCCGAGCGAUGAUCGGAGCAUCGAUGCCGUUGAGAAUGUGAACAAUUUCCCUCCGAGGACGAUUGGAGGUUGAGCGGAGACGGAACAAAAGGCAGGCAAGGCAGGGACUGCGACACAGGGAAGCAGAACAGGAAGGGAGGCUUUGUCGGGAGGGAGGAUUGAUGGAAUUUGCGAUUCUUGAUCGAGUUUGUGAAAGCACGAGGGUAUGGAUCGAGGAACGAGAAGAGGUCGUCGUUGAAGGCAGUCAAGAACAAUCGGAGAGGAAGGGACUUCGGGAAAGGGAAAGUUCUCAAGUUUGACCUUACACAGAGCAUCGGAACAGAUUUUUAGUUGUGAGGAGGAACACAAAGGCAUUGACAGAGAUCACAUCGCCGAGAGCAAUCAUGGGGAAGUGCUUAGGUCUGGUGAGCUUGGAAAGCGUGUGGGCAGAUAUCAUCCUCUUAUUACCGGCGCUCCUCUUCCUAAUCUUUCUUAUCUCUCGGGUUCAGUCUAGUGUGAGAAAAUUGGUGCACAGCAAGUCUCAUAUUAUGGGCACAUAUUACUCCUUUUUAUGGAUUAUUGCUAUCCUCAACCUCUGCUGGUGUGUGCUUCAGAUUCGACAAGCAAAACCACAUCAACAAGCCACCGCCUGGAAUGUGAUGUCGCUGGUUACUCGAUUUGGCAUGGUUUUACUAGAAGUGAGCGUGGUAGUAUUUUUGUCUCAGGGCUACCUGAUUAGUGGCUGGGAUGCCCUUCUGCGCACGCUGUUGUUCUCCGGUGUAUUUGCUGCCUUGGAUGCCAUUGUUAAGGCAGUUUACAUUUUUGGGCUGGGAAUUCCCCUGCUUGUGAACGAAGACGAUGGUGGAGAUUGGCGGAAGUGGGGUUUCUGGCUUGUCCACACCCUUCUCUUUAUUGGAGUCUAUCUCCUAAUCCUCAUCCUGCCCUAUACGAAAUGGCGUGAUCAUUUACCUGCCCGUCCAUCAUUUUACCGAUACGUGUUCAUACUAUUUGUUCUCAAUAGCAUAACUGGUCUCGGAAGUUUCCUUCUGGGUCUCGGUGCCGACUUCGGACUUUGUAUAUAUGCCUUCACCAGCUUUGCGUAUUACGCUUUCUACCCACCUUUGUUGUACAUGACAUUUCUUGCGGACUUCUUCAGGGAAGAAGACCUGCAGAUGGAGGAUGUUUAUUAUUCUGAGAUGAAAGAUGCUGGAUAUUUUGAUGCUGAUUGGGAGUAGGUGUUUGGUCCGAAACCUUCCAGCCAGCCUACAGAUAGUAAACACUUUCAUCAAGACUAAAGUUAUCUCUAGUUACGCUGGAGCUUUGAGACUUGACCAAGCGUUAUGAACGGAUAGGAUAUAUCAGCAGGUCACAUUGGUCCCAGAACUACUCUAUACACGGCUGACACCUCCAGACCAAAGGAAGGGUGAAAAGACUAUUUUCAGUUCGAAAUCACUCACACUUCGCCCAUCGUAUAUAUAGAAGCAAAAUUGAGCAAGCGUUCUGUGGACAUGUAGAAAUAGCACCAACGUUGCGCUCUGGAUUUAAGGGGUUCCCUGGAGCCGAAGCUGUUCAAAGUUUGGUAUGGUCUCCUUAGUCGCCUUCAAGGCAUCCCGGAUUAUUACCUGUCGGGAUUUCACAGGAGUCCUGCUCUCGGUUGUCAACAGUAGAGAGGGAAUGCAAAAACGACGAGUCAUGUCCUGUGAUGUGGAAAAUGCAUGACUCUCCUUGCGUAGGAUGCAUCCCACUCAGCCUGUGGGAUAAAAUUUUCAUGCUUACAUAAUGUUCAGAAAAUCAGUGCGGGUCAGAGGUUUUUCCUCUUGACCUUCCGCUUUACGGCUGCAAGCUCAACGGAUCGUUCUCCGAUUGUGGAAUCAGGCAAGGGUUUUGUGAGUCUUAUCUUCAAGGAACGUGUGCAUUUUAUUAAGAUUGAGGGUCUUCAUGUGAUUAUGAGUUAUCUCAUACCUCUUGCGAUCGUCAACUCUAUCAUACCUCAAGAUUUUCAACUCUUUCAUUAGGUACCAUUUGUUGAGAUCCAUGUAUUCUACCUUACUCUACCUGGGUGAUAAAUAUUCAUCAGUUAAGUGGGAAAGUUUUAAAUCUUA